This is a messenger RNA of Sugiyamaella lignohabitans, 795 nucleotides long. It is a transcript of the gene RPS2, whose product is annotated as ribosomal 40S subunit protein S2. Bases 1 to 795 code for a protein of 264 amino acids. Gene Ontology annotation, biological process: translation. The transcript has a single exon. The record is from RefSeq and is a predicted model, not a curated record. Gene Ontology annotation, molecular function: structural constituent of ribosome; RNA binding. Lineage: Eukaryota; Fungi; Ascomycota; Dipodascomycetes; Dipodascales; Trichomonascaceae. Gene Ontology annotation, cellular component: ribosome; cytosolic small ribosomal subunit.
AUGUCAGACGCUGCUGCUCCUGCUCAAGCUCGUGGUGGAUUCGGCCGUUCCGGAGCCGCUCCCCGUGGUCGUGGUGGCCCUCGUGGCGGCCGUGGUGGUCCUCGUCGUGGAGGUCGUAGAGACGAAGAGAAGGGCUGGCAACCAGUCACCAAGCUUGGCAGACUUGUCAAGGCUGGUAAGAUCAAGUCUCUUGAGGAGAUCUAUCUCCACUCUCUCCCUGUCAAGGAGUACCAAAUCAUUGAUCAAUUCUUGCCCACUUUGAAGGACGAGGUCAUGAAGAUCAAGCCUGUUCAAAAGCAAACCACUGCCGGUCAACGUACCCGUUUCAAGGCUGUUGUUGUCAUUGGUGACUCUGCCGGACACGUUGGUCUUGGUAUCAAGUCUUCUAAGGAAGUCGCCACUGCUAUCCGUGCUGCCAUCAUCAUUGCCAAGCUCUCCAUCAUCCCCGUUCGUCGUGGUUACUGGGGUACUUCUCUUGGUCAACCCCACUCUUUGCCCACUAAGGUCACUGGUAAGUGCGGUUCCGUCACUGUCCGUCUUAUCCCUGCUCCUCGUGGUACUGGUGUCGUUGCCUCUCCUGCCGUUAAGAAAUUGCUUCAACUCGGUGGUGUUGAGGAUGCUUACACCUCUGCCUCCGGUUCCACCAGAACCACUGAAAACACCCUCAAGGCCGCUUUCGUCGCCAUCGGUAACACAUACGGUUUCCUCACCCCCAACCUCUGGAAGGAGACUGCCUUGGAGCCCUCUCCUUUGGAUGUCUACCACGACGUUGCUGCCGGCAAGGCUAGAUACUAA